AUGUCAUACAGAGAGCUUCGUAACUUUUGCGAGAUCAUGCGCGCUCUGGGUUACCAUCGUAACAUCUCAAUUGAAAACUUCAAAGAUCCCAACUUCGAACUAGUAGCAGACAUCCUCUACUGGUUCGCUCUUCGCUAUGAUCCUAAGGCUGAUAUCUCCGACGAUAUUGAGGAAGAAAAAGAUAGAGUCCUCUUUAUAAGAAGCGUUUGUUAAUUGUUCGCGGCUAAGGCACGAAUUACUCUUAACCCUAAGAAGCUCUACGAGGCUUAAGGUUUUGCAGUCAAGGAGAUGCUCAAGGUUGCUCAAAUGAUGUAUAAGGCUAUGCAGUCAAGUCAAACUACUGAGGAUGAUGAGAAUGCUGGAGCUUUAAUGGACUUUAAUAUGAGUUCAAAACUUCAUGAUUUGAAAGCAGCUAGACAAUUAGCAACUGAAAUCACCGAAUCAGGUGCAAAGCUUUUUGAUUUGCUUGGUCAAGAAAAAGACUUGAGAGAAGCAAGAGACAAGGCUUUAGAAUUCUUAGACUCUAUUUCAAGAAACCUCGAUACCAAUACUGAAUAGCAAUAUAUUGAAAAAUGUAUUCGUAACAUCAUUGACCAGCAGACUCGUAAAAUGAAUGAAAUGGAAGACACUGUGAAACAGUUACGAAUGGAUGAAGGUGAGCUAGACAGUAAGAUAAAGAGAAGAAAGAUAGAACUUGAGCGUGCGGAGAAACGUAUGAAGGGAAUUGAGAAUGUGAAACCAGAAUACUAGGAAGAGUAUGAAAGACUUGAGGCUGAGUUGGAGAGAUUCUACAUGAUCUAUGUUGAAAAGUUCUCCAACAUUGACUAUCUUGAGUAUGAACUUGACAGAUACAACCUAUAAGAAGAAAAGAGAAGGAAAGAAGACCAAAAGGUAAUUGAGAAUCUACAAAACAACCAGAGAAGAGCUGAAGAAAUAUUCAAUGACGAGGACGAUGAUGAAGCCAAUAAAAAGUAGAAGGACAAACUAUUCAAUGAAAUGAGGGAGACCAGGACAGGAUUCGGAGCUAAGGGACAACCUCCUGGUAAAAAUGGUAACUAUAAACAAGGUGCUCAUGUAGCAGAGGGUGAACUACAACCUGAAGAUGAUGACGAUGAGGACGAUGAAGAUGUGGGAGAUGAUGAUGAAGAUGAAGGAGAUGAUAAUGAUGGUGAUCAAGUCGAUGACGAUCAAGAAGAAGGUAGUGACCACGACUUCUGA
Stylonychia lemnae is the source of this 1218-nucleotide messenger RNA. The record is from the annotation of a GenBank genome assembly. Lineage: Eukaryota; Ciliophora; Spirotrichea; Sporadotrichida; Oxytrichidae.